Camelus dromedarius (Arabian camel) is the source of this 1738-nucleotide messenger RNA. It is a transcript of the gene HGD, whose product is annotated as homogentisate 1,2-dioxygenase. Bases 192 to 1529 code for a protein of 445 amino acids. The record is from RefSeq and is a predicted model, not a curated record. Gene Ontology annotation, molecular function: homogentisate 1,2-dioxygenase activity. Gene Ontology annotation, biological process: L-phenylalanine catabolic process. The transcript has 14 exons. Lineage: Eukaryota; Metazoa; Chordata; Mammalia; Artiodactyla; Camelidae. Gene Ontology annotation, cellular component: cytoplasm.
CUUUCUCCCUAGUGCAGCAGUUAGGAAAUGUUUGUGAGUAGUUUGCUUGACCUGUUGACCAGUGAGCACAGUGAAGCAGUGGCGUAGUAACAUCCAGAAGGUGGUUUGCAGAAGAAACAGGAGCAUUUUUGGCUUCCUACCCUCUCUGGGCCUGGGUUUCCUGAAAUUGUCACACCUGCAGCAGAAGGAAAAUGGCCGAGCUGAAGUAUCUUUCUGGAUUUGGGAAUGAGUGUGCCUCGGAGGACCCUCGCUGCCCAGGUGCCCUGCCAGAAGGACAGAAUAAUCCUCAAGUUUGCCCCUACAACCUGUAUGCUGAGCAGCUCUCAGGAUCAGCUUUCACCUGUCCACGGAGCACCAAUAAGAGAAGCUGGCUGUAUAGGAUUCUACCUUCAGUUUCUCACAAGCCUUUUGAAUCCAUUGACCAAGGCCACGUCACUCACAACUGGGAUGAAGUUGAUCCUGAUCCUAACCAGCUGAGAUGGAAACCAUUUGAGAUUCCAAAAGCCUCUCAGAGGAAAGUGGACUUUGUGAGCGGUCUGCACACCUUGUGUGGAGCUGGAGACAUCAGGUCUAACAAUGGGCUUGCAGUCCACAUUUUCCUCUGCAACACCUCCAUGGGGAACAGAUGCUUUUAUAAUUCAGAUGGGGACUUCUUGAUUGUUCCCCAGCAAGGGAAACUUCUCAUUUACACUGAGUUUGGCAAGAUGCUUGUACAGCCCAACGAGAUCUGCGUCAUUCAGAGAGGAAUGCGGUUCAGCAUAGAUGUCUUUGAGGAGACCAGAGGCUACAUCCUGGAGGUCUACGGUGUCCACUUUGAGUUGCCUGACCUGGGACCAAUUGGAGCCAAUGGCUUGGCCAAUCCUCGUGAUUUCUUGAUACCUGUUGCCUGGUAUGAAGAUCGCCAAGUGCCAAGUGGUUACACUGUGAUUAAUAAAUACCAGGGCAAACUUUUUGCUGCCAAACAGGGUAUCUCCCCAUUCAAUGUUGUGGCCUGGCAUGGGAAUUAUACCCCCUACAAGUACAACUUGGAGAACUUCAUGGUCAUCAACUCGGUGGCCUUUGACCAUGCAGACCCAUCCAUUUUCACAGUGCUGACUGCCAAGUCUGUCCGCCCGGGAGUGGCCAUCGCUGAUUUUGUCAUCUUCCCACCACGAUGGGGGGUUGCUGAUAAGACCUUCAGGCCUCCUUAUUACCAUAGGAACUGCAUGAGUGAAUUCAUGGGACUCAUCAAAGGUCACUAUGAGGCAAAGGAAGGUGGGUUUCUGCCAGGGGGAGGCAGCCUGCACAGCCCAAUGACCCCCCAUGGACCUGAUGCUGACUGCUUUGAGAAGGCCAGCAGAGCCAAGCUGGCACCUGAGAGGGUUGCGGAUGGCACCAUGGCAUUUAUGUUUGAGUCUUCUCUAAGUAUGGCUGUCACCAAGUGGGGGCUGAAGACCUCUAACUGUUUGGAUGAGAACUACUACACGUGCUGGGAACCUCUCAAGAGCCACUUCACCCCAGACUCCAGGAACCCUGCAGGACCUGACUGAGACUGGAGCACUGAUACCAUUAUUGAAAAUAGAUUUGUGUGAUUUCCUUUAAAAAUCUCACGCACACCCUGAGGCAGUAUUGGGGGAGGGGGUUGGUUAAAAUGAGGACUCACUUUUUCAAAGUCAAAUGAAUCAAACAUUUAUAGAAAUGUAUUUGGAAGUUUCUACCAGCUUAAUAACUCAAUAAAUACUUGCUGGUUGUUGUGAAA